GCGAUAUUGAACGCCCAUCUUCGCUAUGACGAUCGCACAGACCAUGCUACAGACCGCUGCUGAGACGGCCACCCAUGAGCGCCCUCCUGCACCAGUCUCAAAGGGCACCUUCAGAGCCCAGCGGCCUGAGAUUGUCGGUCCUGACGAGCCAAUGCUCCCAUUCCCCAUCCCCCUUUCUGGAGCCGUGCAGAAGGGAUUUGGGAGGGGUGGUAAAGACCUCGGUUGCCCAACUGCCAAUCUUCCCGAUGAAUCCUUGCCCGCCAUGAGCGAGGUCACUCAAACAGGAGUCUACUACGGUUUCGCUCAGGUGCUUCCUAUCAGCAACGAUGAGAGAGCACUCUCUGGGGAGGAGAGCCAGGUUCAUCCGAUGGUUAUGAGCUUGGGCUGGAAUCCAUUCUACAAGAAUGAAAAAUUGACCGCUGAAAUUCAUGUCAUGUAUCCCUUCAAGCGCGACUUUUAUGGUCACGAGAUGAGGGUGGUUGUUCUGGGUUACAUUCGUCCUGAGCUUGAUUACGUCUCAAAGGAAGCAUUGAUAGAGGAUAUCGAGACGGACAAGCGGGUUGCACUGAACUGUCUCGCACGACCCGCAUAUCAGAAGUACCGUGACGACCCGCUCUUUGAAGCCUCGUCAUAGCCUUCUGCGAUGACAUUAUCGGGUAGUCUUCAACAAUAUGCAUGAUAUACUAAGAACGACAUUUUUGUACCCUACUACACGGGGAUAAUAUUCCGUUGUAUGCUGCUAUAUCUCCUCGUGUAUAGGAGAGAAACACGAUAC
Messenger RNA from Phanerochaete carnosa HHB-10118-sp, 775 nucleotides. RefSeq lists its product as uncharacterized. Gene Ontology annotation, biological process: riboflavin biosynthetic process; FMN biosynthetic process. The coding region runs from base 26 to 634 and encodes 202 amino acids. Gene Ontology annotation, cellular component: mitochondrion. The record is from RefSeq and is a predicted model, not a curated record. Lineage: Eukaryota; Fungi; Basidiomycota; Agaricomycetes; Polyporales; Phanerochaetaceae. The transcript is spliced from 4 exons. Gene Ontology annotation, molecular function: riboflavin kinase activity.